UUCAUCCUAGAUCUUGACUAGGUUUAUUUCCAUAUUGAAGACUCUUUUAACUUUAUUCUCGAUUUAGAUUCUAGAUCUAGAGUAUAGAAUCUAGAUCUAUAUCCAAGAUCUAACUUAGAUCUUAAGAAUUGAAGAAUAUUCUAGAUUCUAGAUAGAUCUAGAUGUUAAAAAUGGCCAUAUUAUGUAAUCAUGUCUAAAUCAUGAAGUAGUUUCUUGGAGAUAAACCUGUAUGCCCAGAGGAGGUUAGAGAGGAUUACAAAGCCUUACAAAGGAGGACCAAAAACAGAGACAAAUCUAUAGACAGGAUAAACAAAUAAAGUAGGUGUGCACUAAAUAGGACUUUUAGGUAGCUGGAUUUAGCUAGUUGGUAAAAUAAUACAUCUGGCCAGAACUGAAGCUGAAUACUGUUGCUGCAUUCAAAACUUCUAAGUUGAGGAACCAUACAUUGAGAAUAAACUCAAUAUAAGUUGAUUUUCUUUUAAAAAUGGAAUUAAUGAAGCAAUUUUUAGAAGCUAAAUCCUGUGGCGUGAGUACAGAAGAGUUUUUCAAGCUUAUUGAGGCAGAGUUGCAACUGCAGCAAAUGAAGUCCACUGCUCAACCAAAUACAUCAAUUAAUGCUGCUUCCUCUGACAGUAAAUCAGAUAAAGUGUCUUCACCAGAUAUUGACUUAACAUAUGAAAAGUUAGGUCAUAAUGACAGCUACUUGAGUUUUAAAAGAGAGAUAGAAGACAUGUUUCAGCGGAUGAGAUCAGACUUCCAAGAGUUAAAAUCUUCAAUACUGUCCAGCCUUCAGGAAGAAAAGUAUAUGAUGAGAGACCAGCUUGGAGAGGCUCAGAAAGAGAUCAACUCAAGGCUCACCCUUAUAGAAAGUGAUGUGCAGAGAAUCAAGGAGACUGUUUCCUCUCUUCAAAAACAAGGAAUUGAUUCUCUCUGCAUGCACAAGCAGACAAUGCUGGCUUUGGGCAAAAUAUCUACACAGACUCCAUUGUCCAGUAACCUUGGUCAGCCUGAAGGUCCACUGACCAAUAAAUUGGCUGAUGUUGAGAACCAGCUGAAAGAGAUACCAGACCAAUUAACCAACAUAAAAGAGUCUCUGGAUGAAACGCAGGUCCUGCUCCAGGAUUCAAUGGUGAAGCAGUUUUAUGAGUCUAACAGAAAGUUUAAGGAAUCUCUAAAUCAGUUAAAAAAAGAAUUGUUUGAUGUGACUGAAAAGGAAGGCCAGCUUGUUAGGGACAGACUGUCCAGUCCAGCACAGCCAAGAAAGCACUAUAUUUGUGACUUUUAUGUCCCACAGUUCAGGGACAAGAUCAAAUCCUCGGUAAUAGUAUACAGCCCACCCUGGCACAUAGAGCCUUUGAGCUCAAGUGUGAAAGGCCUCGUCGAGUUCAACGAAAAUGCUGACUGUAGUGUCUGGCUAGUUCAUGGACGGCACCCUCGGGAAAUGGGGCUCAACCUCAGAAUCUCUGUUCAACUUGAUGUUGUAGCCACCAUCAUGGAUAUCAGGGGUCACCUGCCCAAUCGUCUAGUGGGGCAUGCUCUGUGGGAUUGCAACGAGGCUAAGAUUAGAGACAAUAGCUACUGGGGAGAACUCAUUGGUGUACUGCCCUGUUGGGAAAUUAUCGGCAAAGGUUAUGGUAAGGAAGAAGGCUAUGAUGAUGAAUCUUUACUUAUAAGAUUUGACAUUCAUGUUUUAGAAAUAUGAUAUUGUAAUAUAGUUCAUCCAUCGUGGUUUGAUGAUGACCACUUUGUCAUCCAGGGGGCUGAGGGCUUUGCACUGGGGUUUUAUGCCUCCUCAUGUGGCUGGUAUUGCAAUACACAAAUGAUCUUAAACAUUUAAAGGUGUAUUUAUACACUUAAGAGUUUAUUUUUUGAUUAUUCUCUGACUAUCUCCUUCUUUCCUAUUCCCACCGCUACCAUUGGCCCCAGUUAUUGCCCUUAGUAAAUUGAGGUAUGGUUUGUUUUGGUUAAAACUGUUAUGUUGGAAUAUUUUAUUUUUUUGGAUUUGAGUUUAAUUGGUAACUAUCUUCCCCCACCCCCUUUGGAAUUACUAGUAAAUUGAGAUUAAUGUUUUCCGGCUGUAUGUUAUAUAUUUAACCUAAUUGUUAGUUUUGUAUUUUUGAUGGACUUUUGAUCUAGAGCUAACAGAUGAAAAAAAAAUACUGUGACCUAUUGAUGAACUUAUAGAUCUCUAUGUUGGAAAGAUUACUUUAAACUUUUGAAGGAUACAAAUAAAAGGAUUGUUUUCAUUGCAUAUUAAUUAUAUUUUUUUCACAAUAAGUAUUCCAUUUAUCUUUUAUUAUAAUAAUAAUAAUUAUUAUAGCUUUUAUAUAGCGCUACUUUCAUGCUUAUAGCAUGCUCAGAGCCCUAUGGUCCAAUCUCAUUUGUGGACCAGUGGGGGGAGGGGGGUAUCUGGGAGAAGGUUUUCAGUGCUGCCUUUGGUGCUCAGCAAACACAACUCUGCUCGAGUCGGGUGUUGAACCCUCGAGCCCCCAUUCAUAGGUAGCGAAGCCAAGUUCAAGCGUACUUAACCUAUCGCCCACGCUUCCCACACUUACCUUAUAAAUUACAGAUGUUACUUCCAAAGAGAAGAUAAUAACAUCCUACAUAUUUCAUGUGUCAAUCUAGUCAUGCAUGCUAACCAGUGACAUAAACUCUGUUAAGUCAUUGGUUUUCCUGAAUGAUUCUGAAAACCUAUUCCAUGCUCAAAUACCACUAGAGAAGAAGAAGCUUUUAUAUGAUUUUGUCCUAGCAUAUGGAAUAAGAAAUGUGCCUUUAUCUUUUUGAAUAUUUUAUUAGGUUUUAUUUUUGUAUUUGUAAAUUAUGGUUCCAUGUUUUAUGUAUUAUUGCUACUUUACUUUUUAUUCUUCAGUCCUGGAAUUUCCAAAUUUAGUUAUUCAACUUAUGAUGUUACUUUAAUCAAAUGUGAAAUUGUUACAAUUCUCACUGCUCUAUUUUGUAUUUGUUCUAACCUCUUAAUGUUUUUUUGAGUUGAGGGAUCCCAAAGCAGAGGAUGCAUAUUUUAAUAUUAGUCUAACUAAAGUUAAAUAGCAUUUUAGUUUUAUGUUCUUGUUUGUUUUGUAAAAGCUUCUUUUAAUAAACCCUAAUGCUUAGUUUGAUUUUUAAUAAUUUAAUCAAUAUGGAGACUAUUAUUACUUUUGAUUUAUUAUAACACCUAGAUAUUUAGAGUUUUUAGUCUGUUUAACUGGUUUACCAUGAAUAAAAUAAGUACUGGUAGUUUUUGGUUUUUGUUACUCUUAAUAAAUGACUUAUUUCUGGGUGGAAAGACAAGCUUUCUGUAAUUCUUCUAAUUCUCUUUGUAAAAUUUCAGUAUCUUGCGUUGUUUUUAUUUUUCUAUAUAUAUAUUAUGCAAUUAUCUGCAAAUAAUCUAACUUUUUUUCCUGAAUUAAGGCAAUUUAGUAGGUCAUUUAUGUAAAUUAGAAUAGAAACAUUUAUCAUUUUACAUAUCCUGUUUACUAGAUGGCUGAUACCAAACUGUAUGUCAGAUGUUUGUGUUUUGAAUUAAAUUAUCUAGACAUUGGGGGAUGGGUGGCUGAGUGGUAAAGUGCUUGGCUUCUGAAUCGGGGUCUGGGGUUCAAAUCCUGGUGAAGACUGGGAUUUUAAAUUUUGGGAUAUUCGGGUGCCUCUGAGUCCACCCAGCUCUAAUGGGUACCUGACAAUAGUUGGGGAAAAGUAAAGGCAGUUGUCAUUGUGCUGGCCACAUGACACCCUCAUUAACUGUAGGCAACAGAAACAGAUGAUCUUUACAGCAUCUGCCCUACAGACCACAAGGUCUGAUAGGGGAAUUUUACUUUAUCUAGAUAUUAAUGAUAUACAAUCAAUCACAUCAUGUAGGGGCCUUCAGUGAAUACCCUCACGUGGCCGUAGCUAGUGUAAAUAGGCCCUACUAUUUGCACCUGCGACAGUCUCUACUAGAAUCUAAAAAUAAAUAAUCGUGUGAUUGGAAGGCAAAUUCAUUGAUAAAAAAAAUAAGAAGGGGACUUACUCCUUGACAUUUGAAACCAGAAGAAGAGAAAUGUAAGUGCUUGAAUAUUGAAUAGCAUCUCUAGAAUUAACAGCUAAAGCUCCAUGAAUAAAAUCAAUGUUUCAAUUUAAAAAGAAUAGUUCCAUUGCUGAAAAAUCGCAUAGAUUAAAUAAGUUUCAAUUUAAAAAGAAUGCUUCUUUUAAAGUAAUGAACUGACCACUUUUAUACGUAUACUUGUGUAGGCCUACUAUUUAUUGCCAACUACUGUUACAAAAUGUAUAUUCAUAUUUUUCAUAGUAUUAUUUUUCAGCUGAUUCAUUCAUUUUUAACAGUGUAAAAUGUAAAGAUUAUAUAUUAAUAUAAAUUGAUGAAGUUUGUAAAAUAAACAAUGAUAAUUAUUUUGUUAAUUUUGAAUGCAACUAAGUGACUACUAUCGUAGAGACUGAAUGUUAUCAAAAUUUUAUAACUAUUGUUAAAAGAAUUGUGUCAUUUGCAAAAUAAUUAUGUGAAAAUAAUAGUUAAUGUGGUAAUUUUA
Molecule: messenger RNA, 4517 nt
Organism: Biomphalaria glabrata
Lineage: Eukaryota; Metazoa; Mollusca; Gastropoda; Planorbidae
Exons: 5
Coding region: 485-1702 (405 amino acids)
Source: RefSeq, a predicted model, not a curated record